This is a messenger RNA of Gekko japonicus, 1190 nucleotides long. It is a transcript of the gene UFM1, whose product is annotated as ubiquitin-fold modifier 1. Gene Ontology annotation, cellular component: cytoplasm; nucleus. The record is from RefSeq and is a predicted model, not a curated record. The transcript has 6 exons. Bases 42 to 329 code for a protein of 95 amino acids. Gene Ontology annotation, biological process: protein K69-linked ufmylation. NCBI's taxonomy places the organism in Eukaryota, Metazoa, Chordata, Lepidosauria, Squamata, Gekkonidae.
GACGUUAAGACGUACGCCCAGGAGCCGCUUGACAGGAGACGAUGGCCAAGGUCACCUUUAAGGUCACGCUCACUUCGGACCCGCGGCUGCCUUAUAAAGUGUUAAGUGUGCCUGAAAAUACACCGUUCACUGCUGUCUUGAAGUUUGCAGCGGAAGAAUUCAAAGUUCCUGCAGCAACAAGUGCAAUUAUAACAAACGAUGGAAUAGGAAUAAACCCUGCACAGACAGCUGGAAAUGUUUUCCUGAAGCACGGUUCAGAAUUACGGCUCAUUCCCAGAGAUCGUGUUGGACGAUGUUGGCCUGGGCUUGUGACAAAAGAAUAUAAAUAGUGGACAGCUUGAUCAGUAAGCAUCUUCACCUCAGACAAUUAGCCUCCCUUACCAUAAUGCAGAGUUAUCUUCCAAUUAUACUUCCCUGCAAAAUCACUGCACAGCAGCUUGUCUGCUAAGAAUGGCCUUGGAAGCUGGAUGUGCUGUCUUGCGUCUCUCAUCUGUUGGAAGUUUAACUGUAAGAGAGAGCUGUACCAUCUUCCUAGUGGGAGAGGACUUCAAAAUGGGAGCCUCUCUCUGGUAUCGGAAUAGUUGCUCCAAUCCAGUGAUUCCGUGCAGGUGUGGAGGCCCCAGGGCUCACGCAAAGUUCUGCCAUUUUGCUUUCCCAUUCAGUUAGAUGUAACAUGCUGUCUGUGGCCCUGUGCCAAAGUUUCUGAAGUGAACAGGAAAAGUCUGCUCAUUUUGUGAGCUUCCCAUUUGCAUUGGAGCACUGGAAUUGUGCUUUGGCCUGGAGACUUUAAUCUCGAGCUAUCAGAAUGUCUGUAACUAUUUUAAGAACAUCUUCACUUUGAUAGGCUUUUGUGGAGAACAAUGUAUGUACAUCAUUGUAUAAACAGGAAAACAUGAAAGUAUGGGAAAGUCAAGAACUCUGGCAUUUAUGGCAUUUGUCCCCACAGUGUCUGGUAUCUUUCAGUUAAACUCUUUGGAUUUGCACCUCUACCAAGAAUUUUGUACAACAUUCCAGCAAAAAUAACUAAAAUUAUUCAUUCAAAGGCUGUUGUUCUGUGAAGAGAAAUAACGCUGGUAGUCUGUGUUUAAAGUUACUAUACUUUUCUCCAUAGAAAUCACUGGCUUGUUUAUUUAAGGUGUCAUACUGUAGGUUCAAGAUUGCCUGUCUCUUACCAUGAAAUGCAUUACUAC